AGGUUCGCUCUGUCAGAUGAAAAUCCUGUUUAGUUUCAAACUCAGUCUUCACCCAGAAUGAAACUAAUAUUGCUGAGCUGCUUGGUGACGGCGGCCCUGCAGGUGGAAUCAGCUGGUCAGGCUGGGGCGGCAGGCCAGGACGCCUGGUUCUUAGCUCUUCUUGGUCAACUCUCACCAAGGGUGAGUGAGAUGGGAACAAGGGUUCUAAACUCAAGGGUUGAACCCUUAGUACAGGGUGCUCUUGCAACUCUAAACCUUGGACGGAAAGCUUUUAAGUUUACUCGGAUCAACUUGGGACAAGUCCGUCCAAAAAUCACAAAUAUCAGGACCCAUAGUGCAGUGUCUGAUUUAAAUAGGAUAACAAUGGAUUUUGAUCUGGUGUACAUUGGUGAUGGAGAUAUCCAAGUUUCAAUCCUAGGUGUCUCUAGUGGGGUCAGGAAUGUAAAAUUGGGAGGACGGGGUAGACUUGUUCUGUCUCCAACUAUGAGUGAACUUCCUCUGGUCGGAGGGAUACAGUUCUUCUUCCUCACUAAACCAGAAAUAGAUUUCGACUUUGACGGACUUGCAAAGAUCGCUGAUCUUCCUGUUAUCAAGGCAAAGAUCAAAGAAGAUCUUCUAGAAGAUCUAAAUAAGCAUGCAGUUUAUCCGAACAGGAUUACAAUUCCUCUCUCUUGGACGGCAGAUCCACAGAUGAUCUGGCAACCACAGAUAUCAGGCAUACUUGGAGUUAAACUUAGAUCUGUUAAAGGACUACCCAGGCGAGGUGGAGUGAGGAAACUGGUAGGUCAGGAUAAACCUGACGUAUUUGGCAUCCUCGGAGUCGGAGGUCAGGAGUGGAGGUCAACAGUUGUCAAGAAUACUGUAGAGGCCACAUGGGAGGAAUGGUAUGAAUUUCCGCUGGAACUAUUGGACGGACAUAUCCUUGAGAUAAAUAUGUAUGAUAAAGAUCACUCCAGUAAAGAUGAGUUCCUGGGUUAUGCUGCUAUUGAUGUCAAGAACUUUAUGCAACAGCCUCAUUUUCUUACUACACAAAUAACUAAGGGAUCAAAUUCAGCCGCAUUAGGCAGUGAUCAGUCAACCCCUCUACCUAGCAGCCAGCCAUUGCAAUCCAGUAUUAGAUUGGUCCAAGCCACCCUUCAGGCAGUGCCUGGACGGAAAUCUAAAUAUGAGAAGUUGGGAGGAGAAAUUGAAUUGGAAAUGGCCUGGCAACCUUUAAUCUCAACUCCAGGAUCUGCGACAUCAAGGCUUUUCCCUGGAUCCACUGAAGCUGUUUUAACAGUAUUCCUUUACUCAGCUAAUAAUCUUGCUAAGUAUUCUGAUGGAACUGGAUUAGCGGCAUCUCACAUCCCCUCUCCGCGUGCCAGCAUCAUGGUCGCUAACUAUACUCAGCAGAGCGAAAUUGCCAGGGACACCCAGCAAGCUAGUUUCAACUUUGGAACAAGUUUCAGUCUUCAACAAAACUGGAAAACUCAAUCUUUAACUAUUAAACUGGAAGAUACUGAGUCAAGAAAAUCCCUUGGUGAGGUUCAGCUGAGUUUAUCUUCUCUCCUAGGUUCAGAUAAAACCAAGGAGAUCGUCUCAUUAGAUCCUAAAUAUCCGUCCCAGACAAUCACAUUGUCCGCCAAACUCAGGUUUCCGGCAGAUACUACACAGCAUCAGGGCUAAUCUACCAAAAUGUUAACAUAAGGAUUAUUUUGUGAUUAAUAAAUUAAUUUAGAUUUUUAAAUUAUUAUUUUGUACAAAUGUACGUAAUUAAAGAAGGAAUAAAUUAGCAUGCAAAAUUUCA
Molecule: messenger RNA, 1786 nt
Organism: Eurytemora carolleeae
Lineage: Eukaryota; Metazoa; Arthropoda; Copepoda; Calanoida; Temoridae
Product: extended synaptotagmin-3
Exons: 15
Coding region: 58-1665 (535 amino acids)
Molecular function (GO): lipid binding
Source: RefSeq, a predicted model, not a curated record